This is a messenger RNA of Blumeria graminis f. sp. triticale, 672 nucleotides long. Lineage: Eukaryota; Fungi; Ascomycota; Leotiomycetes; Helotiales; Erysiphaceae. The record is from the annotation of a GenBank genome assembly.
AUGAGUUCUACUGUGAGGUCAUCUAAACCAGAUGAAAUUUCAAAGGGUCGGUCCGGAAGUGCUAGCUCUUUCGCGACAUAUAUGAUCAUUUGUCCCGUGUGCUUUUUUCUGGGCAUCCUCUUUUCGUCCCUUCCAUACGACUAUCCACUUCUCUGGACUUCUGAAGCUACACCGCACGCAUACUAUGAUCAGCUAGAAACCCACCUAAAAUUUCUUCAUGCUUCACCUCCUCUCAUCUCACGAAUGCUACACAUUUUUAUUACAAUCGGGUUUUCUGGAUUCUUCAUCAAGCUUUUUAAGCCAUCGGAGGCAAAUCUUUUAUUCGACGGCGCCUCACUUGUUCUUUAUGUUAUAGGAGUUGUAGUCUACAUUUCAAAUAUAGUAAAGGGAUUGAGAAUCGUAACAUCGGGGAACUACGGUCUGAAAGAAGGUAAUACAGAACUAGCCAUUGGAAGAGAAGAAAGCUUGAAAGUUCUGGCUGCAAGCAAUACCAUCCUUGCACUCGUCCUAAUCGGUGUGCUUGUGCUUCAAGCUGGUCAGUGGUAUGCUGAGCGCAAAGAAUUGGAUGAGGUAGCGCAGUUUGAAGCAGCAGAGAAAACCACCUUUGCAAAGAACUCACGAUCUAUGAGUGUACCGCACGUGGUCAAGGCAUCGGCGAAAAAGAAACAGUAG